This is a messenger RNA of Colletotrichum godetiae, 744 nucleotides long. RefSeq lists its product as uncharacterized. NCBI's taxonomy places the organism in Eukaryota, Fungi, Ascomycota, Sordariomycetes, Glomerellales, Glomerellaceae. Bases 1 to 744 code for a protein of 247 amino acids. The record is from RefSeq and is a predicted model, not a curated record. The transcript is spliced from 2 exons.
AUGAAGUUCUCCGCCGUUUUCACCACUCUCGUCGCCGUUGCCUCGGCUGCCCCCUCCCGGGACAUCUCCUCCUCGUCCGGCAGCAAGGUUCAGAAGCGUGCCGCCGUGUUCGCGACGGCCAAGACCUUUGAUGAUCUGUCCAUCAGUGGCAAGAACGCCGGCACCGCAAAGGAGGACGCCCUCCAGAAACUGAGCGGUCUGCCAACGGACCUGUCCACCGUCGACAAGGCGGAUCUGGCCUUCCUCAACAACGUCAACAAGAUUGCCAACCAGGCCGAACGCGGCGCCUACAAUGUGGAAAUCGCAAAGACGGCACCCGGCGAGGAUGCUCUGGCUCUUCAGCGCGCAAAGAUCCAGAAUAAGGUCCUCAAGCUCACGGCCACCGUCAUGGGCCUGCAGGCCCAGCAGGCGCAGGGCAAGAACGUGACGGCCAAGCUGGACGAGGAGACCAAGAAGCUCAACAAGAAUAUUGCCGACGACGUCGCCAACGCCGGCAAGCCCGCGACCGCCCUCAAGUUCAACGCCUCCACCGACAACCCGGCCGCCACCGAGGUGCCCAAGGAUGAUGCCCUUGCCACAAAGGCCGGUGAUGUGGUUGAUCAGUCUAUCAAGGCCGCCGGAGGAAACGCCGGCGCCGCUGGGGCGAAGGGCACGGGUAAGAAGGGAACCAAGACGGCGAGCAAGGCUGUCGAGGCUGCCGAGGUUGCCGAUGAGGUUGCCGCUGGCGAGGAGGAUGAGGAGUGA